GGCCCUAGCCCUGUGCCUGCUGUCCCUAACAGGUGAAGUCUGACUCACCCCCUCCUGCAGGCACCAUGGCCCGGAGCAGGGCACUGCUGUUCCUGUUGCUGUUGCCAUCGCAGCUGCAGCUGGGACCAGUGAGCACGGUGAGGUCUCCGGGGUUUGGCCGAGGUGGUGCCCACAGCCUGAGCCCUGAAGAGAACGAAUUCAUGGAGGAGCCAGUAUUGGUCCUGAGCCCCGAGGAGCCAGGGCCUGGCCCUGCCACCAUCAACUGCCCCCGAGACUGUGCCUGCUCCCAAGAAGGUGUUGUGGACUGUGGUGGCAUUGACCUGCGUGAGUUCCCGGGGGACCUGCCUGAGCACACCAACCAUCUGUCUCUGCAGAACAACCAGUUGGAGAAGAUCUACCCCCAGGAGCUCUCCAGAUUGCAUCGACUGGAAACUCUGAACCUCCAGAACAACCGUCUGACUUCCCGAGGGCUCCCGGAGGAGGCGUUUGAGCAUCUGACCAACCUCAACUACCUGUACUUGGCCAAUAACAAGCUGACCUUGGCACCCCGGUUCCUGCCAAACACCCUGAUCAGCGUGGACUUCGCUGCCAACUAUCUCACCAAGAUUUACGGGCUCACUUUUGGCCAGAAGCCAAACUUGAGGUCCGUGUACCUGCACAACAACAAGCUGGCGGAUGCCGGGCUGCCGGACAACAUGUUCAACGGCUCCAGCAACGUCGAGAUCCUUAUUCUGUCCAGCAACUUCCUGCGCCAUGUGCCCAAGCACCUGCCACCUGCCCUCUAUAAGCUGCACCUCAAGAACAACAAGCUGGAGAAGAUCCCACCAGGUGCCUUCAGUGAGCUGAGCAAUCUGCGUGAACUGUACCUGCAGAACAAUUACCUGACUGACGAGGGUCUGGACAAUGAAACCUUCUGGAAGCUGUCCAGCCUGGAGUACCUCGAUCUGUCCAGCAACAACCUGUCGCGGGUCCCGGCAGGGCUGCCGCGCAGCCUCGUGCUCCUGCACCUGGAGAAGAACGCCAUCCGGAGCGUGGACGCAGACGUGCUGACGCCCAUCCGCAGCCUCGAGUACCUGCUGCUGCACAGCAACCAGCUGCACGCGCGCGGCAUCCACCCGCGGGCCUUCCAGGGCCUUAAGCGGCUGCACACGGUGCACCUGUACAACAACGCUCUAGAGCGCGUGCCCAGCGGCCUGCCCCGGCGCGUGCGCACUCUCAUGAUCCUGCACAACCAGAUCACCGGCAUUGGCCGCGACGACUUCGCCACCACCUACUUCCUGGAGGAGCUCAACCUCAGCUACAACCGCAUCACCAGCCCACAGGUGCACCGAGAUGCCUUCCGCAAGCUGCGCCUGCUGCGCUCGCUGGACCUGUCCGGUAACCGGCUGCACACCUUGCCACCCGGGCUGCCGCGCAACGUGCAUGUGCUGAAGGUCAAGCGCAAUGAACUGGCAGCCCUGGCGCGCGGAGCGCUGGCCGGCAUGGCCCAGCUGCGUGAGCUGUACCUCACCGGCAACCGGCUGCGUAGCCGCGCCCUGGGCCCCCGCUCCUGGGCCGACCUUGCCCACCUCCAGCUGCUGGACAUCGCUGGGAAUCAGCUCACAGAGAUCCCUGAGGGGCUCCCUGAGUCACUCGAGUACCUGUACCUGCAGAACAACAAGAUUAGCACUGUGCCUGCCAAUGCCUUCGACUCCACGCCCAACCUCAAAGGCAUCUUUCUCAGGUUUAACAAGCUGGCCGUGGGCUCCGUGGUGGAAAGUGCCUUCCGGAGGCUGAAGCACCUGCAGGUCUUGGACAUAGAAGGCAACUUUGAGUUCGGUGACGUUUCCAAGGACCGGGGCCAGUUGGAGGAAGAGGAUGAGGAAGACGAGGAGGAUGAGGAUGAGGAGGAUGAGGAAAGGCGAUAGUGACGGGGUGAACCGGAUUUGACAUAGGACACCGGACCGCCAGACCCCUUUCUGCAGCACGUACCUGUGCCCUGUGAGCCCCACUCUGCCAUGCUCACAGACACACCCAGUGCCACCCUCACCAGCCACCCUGCACCCCACUGCCACAACACAGGCUGGACACACAGUCUCCCAUUCCCCCUUGUUCCUGUAGCACCCCACGGCCAGACACGUGCAGGCAACAUGACACAGUCACACACUGCUGGCUGCACGGAGCAAGCCCACCAUACAGUUCCCCUCUCCAUCCCACGCCCUCCAUUGCCAUCAUGCCCUUGGACUCCUGCAGACUCAGGGAAGGGUCUGACCCUGCCCUGGCACUCACGGGCGCCUGCUCCCUUCACCUUGGACCCGCAUGUGCACACGUGCGCGCGCACGCGCGCGCACACACACACACACACACACACACACACACACACACGAGUCCCAUGAAAACAGCCCUCUAUGGCCUAUGCCACCGACAUAUCUUGCCCCAGCCAGAACUGGCCAGAACAGCUUGCCACCUGCUCAUCCGUCUGUUCGUCCGUCCACUGGAGAAGACAGAGUUAUCUUGGUGCUCUCUGUGGCCAGGUGCCUGCCACCCUCUGGAACUCACAGAAGCUGACUUUUGUUCCUUUUCCUCCCUUUGGGGACAGGAACCUUUGGGACUGCUGCCCUGGCCUGCCUGCCCUGACUCCCAGCUGCCCGGGCAGCCACUCCCUGCCAGGCCCUGGCCGGCCACAGGCAUGUCUGUGAUGGGAAACCCCAUUGAGGCCAGAGGGAAAGUCUCCUGGGGUUGCUGGGGCCUUGGGCAGAAGUCAGGUGGAAGGGCAGUGCCAGGCAAGGAGGAAGGGCCCAGCUGCCCUGAUGACAUACCUUUUUUAUUCUUUGGGCCUGUGGGAUGUUCUGGGUGCCUUGGGUUUUUUAAUUCUUUUUUAAGAAAAAAAAAUGAUAAAAAACAAAACUGAUUUUUCUUGUUAUAGAAAAACUAAUAUAAAAGCAUUACCCCUUUCUGGCAGCCUAUGGCCGUGUCCGUGUGUGCUUCCUGCCAGGUGCCAGGCCAGUGCCUGGCUGGGGUGGGCAGGAUACAAGCACCUGAGGGCCUUUCCAGACCAGCAGGAGUCGGCAUGAAGUUCAGUUCUUGGGCCCACAAAGUAAUCACACAGGCAGAGGUCCAGAGACGCAGGGUUUAGUCACGGGUGAGGAGGCCUGGAGGCACGUGUGACCGUCAGCUUGGUGGGGGUCAGCAGGUCCGGCCAGCACCACCACACGGGGCUUGUGAGCUCACUCCGUGCUUCCAGAGGCUGAGCAUCUGAGUUCACCCAGAGGGCCGCCUGUGCACUGAGUGGGCACUACUGAUGGGGUUUGUCCCCAGGAUGGCUGGGGUGGGAAGGGGACUAGAGGCAGGCCUGAGACCUAGAGCAGGGUCUACUUGGGGGCCCAGGUCUUUGCAGGCCUGCCCGGGGAAGAAGUGACGGACACGCCUAGUGCUCCUACCACCCCCAACAGUGCCAGAGUUGGAACUGGAAGGCAGCCCCCGGCUCAGAGCACAGGUGGUGAGAUGCCCAGGAAGCAUGACCUCCCACUACCGGAGGUGUGCAAGCGUGCUCCUGUCAACCCCAAUAAAGACCAGAUUCCUGCCUUGUGGUGGGCCAGGCUUCGUUGCUAAAAGGGCCUUAGAGAUGUGACACAGGGAAGGGACGUUUAAGCCAGUCCACACCACUGUGGGAAUGACUGAUAGCUUGACCUCUGACCUCUCUUAGGUGAUUAGGCCUGAGUGAAGGAAGGAUGCUCCCAUGGUGGACCCCACAGCCCCCAGCCCUGCAGCGAGAUGGGGAUCCUAGGAUCGGGGCCCUUCUUGGACUCCUCAGAUCAUGGCCGUGCGAGGAGGAUAGGAAGGAGUUCAGGAGCAGGGGCUGGGAGGCAAGUGCCCUCCUGGUUCUCUGAGUGACUUUGGGAAGCCCAUCCCCUCCCCCAGCUUCACACACACACACUUCAUGAGCUCCUCUGUGUAAGACUCUGGAGCUAGAUGUUCUCCCCAAAGCACAUUCAGAACAGGCAGUGUGGCCACGGCUCUUCUGUGUCCCCUGGAGCCUCCUGGAGGCACCCUGGGGCUGAGGACAAUGAGGGAGAGAGUCUGGAAAUGUCCUUGGGCACAUCCCCUCCUUAAACAAAGCAAAGGCCCUGAUUUACACUCUGCCUCCUGCAUAUGACAGGUCAGACAGGCCUGUCCUCAUUCCAACCUCCAGGGACAGGCUCAUUUGCACUCUGGCUGCCCAGGCAGGUCUGUCCAUACACUGACAGGCCAGCUAGACCUGUCUACACUCCAGCUACAUGGACAAGCCUGUACAUUCUGGCACCUGGGCAGGUCUGUUCAUACGCUGGCUGCCCUGUCAGGCCAGUCUGACAGCCUGUAUGAGCCCAAUAAAGAAAUGCUGGCUGGGGGGCCUGGGUGGCUCAAUCAGUUGAGCAUCAUCAGACUCUUGAUUUCGGCUCAGGUUAUGAUCUCACGGUUUGUGAGUUCGAGCCCUGUGUCGGGCUGAUGGCAUAGAGCCUGCCUGGGAUUCUCUCUCUCUCUCUUUCUCUCUCUCUCUCUCUCUCUCUCUCUCUCUCUCUCUCUUUCUGCCCCUCCCCUGCUCGCAUUUCUUCCCUUCCCCCAAUCUCAAAAAUAAGUCAACAUUAAAAAAAAAAAAUGCUGGCCAGGGUAUGGUCACCAAGCCCACAAGACUGAAAAACAAAACACCUUUAUUUAGUUAUCACUGAAUUUGCAAACACAGAAAGGAGUAGAAAAUCUAACACCACUUCAUCACACAGGCUCAUGGAGAGUGCUGACCCCAAGGCUCCAUGGGCAGCUUGACUAAAGCAUCCCAGGCAAGCCUGCCUCCCCAGUCCUGGCUGGCCCACCUGUCCUGUGGGAGACUGGCCCAGAUGUUUCCAAGGGCCCCUGCAGCUCUUCUGAGGCCAUGCUGUCUCCACACAGGCUGAGCUUUGUGAGAGACGACUGGUGAGACUGAUGGGAGACGGGACAAGCUGUGGCACGUGGCAGGCAGCGGGCCUUGGCCUAGGCCUGGGCCGUCCUCAGGGAGGGCUGUUUGUCUGAGGCCACGUGUUAUGGGGCAGGGAGGGUGACCGGCCUGGGCAGGGACUCAGCUGGGACAGAACCAGAACAUCGCUGUGUCUUCAUAAACUGAAGGCAGUGGUGGCUGCUGAGCUCCUGCAGAGGGGCAGAGACCCUUGGCAUCUGGCCCUGCAGGCCCCUGUCCUCCAGGAGAGAGUGGCCAGGGCCUAGAAGACUUAAGUUAGAGUCCUGGCCAUGACAUUACCUGCCC
Panthera uncia (snow leopard) is the source of this 5251-nucleotide messenger RNA. It is a transcript of the gene PODN, whose product is annotated as podocan. Gene Ontology annotation, molecular function: protein binding. Lineage: Eukaryota; Metazoa; Chordata; Mammalia; Carnivora; Felidae. The coding region runs from base 66 to 1907 and encodes 613 amino acids. The transcript is spliced from 10 exons. The record is from RefSeq and is a predicted model, not a curated record.